UGGACGGUGGGCCUUGAUGGGGUUUGCUGACUCAGCCUCCGUGGUCUGAGGGGAGGAAGGCCUUGUCCUGAGGGCUGCGCUUCAGACCUGCAGAUCCCUUGUCUAGUCUGUACCAUACUCCUGCCUGCAGCUCCAACCCUGGUCAUCAUGCCUCCUCCUCCUCCAAAGCGUCGACGCUUUUCACUUGAGGAAGGCCUUGGGCCACAAGAUUUGAGCACCUCUGAAGAGGUUGCUGCUGCUGCUGCUGCUGCUGUGACACUGAAGCCUCUCCAGUAUCCUCAGAGAGCCUGCUGCUCCCCCACUGCCAUGACCUCUGCUCUGUUUCUGGAGUCUGAAGAGGGUUCCAGAGGCCAAGAAGAGGAGGGGCUGAGCUCCUCACAGGCCCUGCCAGAAGCUGAGUCCUCGCUCGAAAAUGAGAUAGAAGGAAAGGUGUCUGACUUGGUGCACUUCCUGCUGCACAAGUAUCGAGUGAAGGAGCCGACCACCAAGGAGGAAAUGCUGAGUAGUGUGAUCCAGAAUUACCAGGACUUCUUCCCUGAGAUCUUAAGCAAAGCCUCUGAGUGCCUGCUGCUGGUCUUUGGCAUUGAUGUGAAGGAAGUUGAUCCCAUUGGUCAAUCCUAUCACCUGGCCACCACCUUGGGCCUUGCCUAUGAUGGGAUGCCUAGUGAUGACAACUGCAUGCCCAAAACUGGGCUUCUGGUCAUCGUCAUGGGUGUGAUCUUGAUGCAGGGCAACCGUGCCACUGAGGGGAAGGUCAGGGAAGUGCUGAAUAUGAUGGAGGUAUAUGCAGGGAUUGAGCAUGUUAUCUAUGGGGAGCCUGGGAAGCUCCUCACUGAAGAAUGGGUGCGGGAGAAUUACCUGGAGUACAGGCAGGUGCCCGGCAGUGAUCCUGCCUGCUACGAGUUCCUAUGGGGUCCAAGGGCCCACGCUGAAACCAGCAAGAUGAAAGUUCUGGAGUAUUUGGCCAAGAUCUAUGGGAGUGAACCCACAGCCUUCCCACUGUGGUAUGAGGAGGCUUUGAGAGAGGAAGAGGAGAGAGCCCAGGCCACAAUGGCCAUUGCAGAUGAUAGCACUGCCAUGGCCGCUCCAAGUUCUAGUGCCACCGCAACCUGCAUGUUUGUCGAUGGAACUGGAAAUUAUAAAGGCCUUCCAGUUUCUGAAGAACAGGUGCACAUGGGCUGA
Molecule: messenger RNA, 1182 nt
Organism: Tupaia belangeri chinensis (Chinese tree shrew)
Lineage: Eukaryota; Metazoa; Chordata; Mammalia; Scandentia; Tupaiidae
Product: melanoma-associated antigen 10
Exons: 4
Coding region: 148-1182 (344 amino acids)
Biological process (GO): negative regulation of transcription by RNA polymerase II
Cellular component (GO): nucleus
Source: RefSeq, a predicted model, not a curated record